AACAAAGUUGAAAAAACAGAAAGGUAGAAGAAAUUUGAAGGGAAGGCAAGAAAUUAAACAAGCACUGCAAACUUGAGAAGAAUAUGAGUACAAGAACAAUCAUUUGUUGCCUGCUAUUUAUUCACCUGGCUGCUCUUGUAUUCUGUUCAGGCCCUUUGUCGAUCUCCACCGAGCAAAAAGACGUAACUACCCCUAUCACGACGGUCCCAACUGUCAAUCCAUCAACCGAGGUCAUAAACCCGAUUUCUUCAAACCCCGAGAAGCCUAUGGUGAUGAACCCCAAUAAUCCCUCAACUAUCCCUUUAGAAACAAACACGCGACCUGUCGGAAGUUGGUGCAUUGCAAUGCAGUCUGUGCCACAGGCUGCAUUGCAAGUCGCAUUGGACUACGCGUGUGGGCAUGGUGGGGCCGACUGCUCGGCUGUCCAGCCUGGCGGCCGCUGUUAUUACCCGAACACGGUUAGGGACCACGCAUCUUACGCGUUCAAUAGUUAUUACCAGAUGAACCCGAUUCCGGCCAGCUGUAAUUUCGGUGGGGCUGCAGUUAUUACAAGCACCAACCCGAGUUAUGAUUCAUGUCAAUUUCCAACAACUAGCACGAGUUCGUCGGUAUUGAAUAUAAGCAGUUCGAGUGGGUCCCAUGUGUUUGGUGCUGGUCGACCAUACACGCCUACGACUUCUGCAGUUGUCAUGAGUCGGUUUCCUUCUUCUAACUGGCUGUUAGCGUCUGUAGCCGUUUUAUUAUUUGUCCCACGGUGCAUAUAACUAAGGACCGGAUUUUAUUUAAGAACUGUAAGGAAAUCGCUCGAUUUUAGUAGGUAUUGAUAUCUUUGUGCUGCAUUUAUUAGUUUUGUCUGAUAUGUUAGUAGGUAUUGAUAUCUUUGUGCUGCAUUUAUUCGUUUUGUCUGAUAUGUUGACCAUCUUGGUAAUUGUAAUCAAUUGAAGGAGUGUAGAUGAACUUGAGCUUGAUUACUAAUUACCAGAUUAUUGCAGUGUA
Molecule: messenger RNA, 996 nt
Organism: Striga asiatica
Lineage: Eukaryota; Viridiplantae; Streptophyta; Magnoliopsida; Lamiales; Orobanchaceae
Source: the annotation of a GenBank genome assembly